UUCACAUACCGGGCCCAAUUCCCCACCCCCACCCCCAGCCUGACAGCACUGCAUUGCCACCAAGGGGACAGAGGUUAAAAGGGGACAGAACUUUUCUUGCCUAUUUGAAAGGAAGGAUAUUUCAGAGGGGAAAAAAAAAACAAAGGAAAAUAACCAAAAAACAGAAGCAGGCUGUAGGUUGUGUGAAACGGUAUCGCUACAGAUAUUUUUAGAGUAGAUGUAAAACAGCCACACUACAGAAGGGUUUGAAGGGUUCAGGUUCAUUGCUUCCAUGAAAUUUCAUGAAUAUGAUUACAGUGUAUUAGCCAGCAAGAUAUUAGUGAGGCCUUUGUUUUUCAUAAAAUGGAAGACACUCAAAUAAUCCUGAUAAAAAAAAGCAAGAAAAAGUUUCCCCAAGAAACCCAAGGGGACUGGCUGGCUGGGUGACACCUGUUAGUUCCAGUGUGGUUAUGAUGUCACGGCCUCUCCCUGAAUCACUGUGACCGAAUAUGUAACAAUGAUCAGAGGCGUGUGUACCUGCCCACUACGAAGACCACCCUCAGAGCAUGUGUUAACUAACGCUCAGGACAUUUCUCCUCUGUCUCCAACUACAUUUUUGGCUCUGGACCUUUUUCGUCCCAAUGAGACAGGAAGAUGUCCCUUCAAGAACUCUCCCCAAUCUUUCCUCUGUUGGUUAUCUGCUUAGUACAGGAAAGCCUCUGCAUUUGUGAUGGGACUAUCUGGGCCAAGGUUGGAUGGGAGAUUUUUCCAGAAGAAAUGCCUUAUCUGAGAGUUCAGCCUUCUCCGUCUCACUGUCUGCCUCACCCUAUCAACAAACUAGGCUGCAAUUUUGCUAAUAAGGACAUAUUUCAGGGCUUUUUAUAUCUCAUGUAUAUUUUGGCACAAGCUAUCUUUUUAAUUCUGGCUGCUUUAUCGGUGCAUUACCUGUGGAUGAAAUGGAAGAAACACAAGAAAAAGCAGAAAAAACAAGUCUCCUUAGAUACAGCAGGUAAUGAACCAGAGAGCCAGUCCAUCAACGACAUUGACCAAUUACUCUGCAAACUGUUGGCCACAACAUCAGUGAUGACGGAGUACCUGAACCAGGCAUCCCAGCGUCCCACGGCGAAGAGCGUCAAGCACCGGAAACCAAAGAGGAAGGAUGGGCGAGGAGCGAGAGGGCACCAUAAACAACCAUGUGCGAAUGUACCUCAACCCAACGUGGAGACCACACAAGAAUUCCAUUGAGAGAACUCAUAUAAGGUU
Phyllostomus discolor (pale spear-nosed bat) is the source of this 1242-nucleotide messenger RNA. It is a transcript of the gene TEX50, whose product is annotated as testis expressed 50. The coding region runs from base 634 to 1224 and encodes 196 amino acids. The record is from RefSeq and is a predicted model, not a curated record. The transcript is spliced from 2 exons. Lineage: Eukaryota; Metazoa; Chordata; Mammalia; Chiroptera; Phyllostomidae.